CAAAGCAAACCACAUUCUCCUUCCCCCCUUCCAUCGAUCGAUCGAUCCAUCACGAUGGAAACCAGCUCCGAUUCCCUUAAACCCUUGGGCCCCAAGGGCGCCGGGCUGGCUGAAGCUGGCGACGGCGGCACCAUGUUGAAAGCGUCGACGGCGCCUAACAAGCCUCCGCGGCCGGUGGCUUCCCGGUUCGCGAUGCUGACGCGGUUCCACGCCGGAUACUUCCGCAUCAGCCUGGCGCUGAGCGGGCAGGCGCUGCUGUGGCGCACACUGAGCGACAGGUCCACGGACCCGAGCGCGCUGCAUCCCUUGGUGCAGUCCCUGCCGUCGGCGGCGUUCGUGCUGCUCUGGUCGCUGGCGCUGCUCACCCUGUUCGCGCUGUGCGUGCUCUACGUGGCGCGCUGCGUGGUCCGGCUCCCCGCCGUGCGCGCCGAGUUCCGGCACCACGUCGGCAUGAACUACCUGUUCGCGCCCUGGAUCUCGUGGCUGCUGCUGCUGCAGGCCACGCCGUUCCUGCGCCCGGACGCGCCGUCCUACCACAUGCUGUGGUGGGCCUUCUCGCUGCCCAUCCUUGUCCUGGACGUCAAGGUCUACGGCCAGUGGUUCACGCGCGGCAGGAAGUUCCUGUCCAUGGUGGCCAACCCGGCCAGCCACAUGACGGUGAUCGCGAACCUGAUGACGGCGAGGGCGGCGGCGAAGAUGGGGUGGCACGAGGGCGCCGUGGCCAUGUUCGCCGUCGGCGCCGCACACUACCUCGUGCUGUUCGUCACGCUGUACCAGAGGUUCCUCGGCUCCGACUCGCUGCCGGCCAUGCUCCGCCCGGUCUUCUUUCUCUUCUUCGCCGCUCCGAGCAUGGCGUCCCUCGCCUGGUGCUCCAUAUCCAUGUCCUUCGACACCGGCUGCAAGAUGCUCUUCUUCCUCUCCAUGUUCCUCUUCGCCUCCCUGGUGUCCCGGCCGACGCUGUUCAAGCGGGCGAUGCGGCGGUUCAGCGUGGCGUGGUGGGCCUACUCGUUCCCGUUGACGUUGCUGGCGCUGGCGUCGGCGGAGUACGCGCAGGAGGUGAGGGAGCCGGCGGCGAGCGUGCUGAUGCUCGCGCUCGCCGUGCUCUCCGUCCUCGUCACCCUCGCGCUCAUGGUCUUCACCGCGCUCCGGCCCAACGACCUGCUGCCGCACGACGACCCCUUCUUCGCCGCCACGCUGCCCGCGCGCUAGCUAUGUUAGCAUGCAUGUGCAGACACGCGGAUUCUGGUAGCCCGAUCAUGACGUGCCAGCCCGUUUCAUCAGACGUGUACAGAUGCACUUUGUACGUACAGCAGGAUCGGGACGUACGGCGGUAGACGUCGUCUAUACGAUGCGUGUGUUGCAUAUAUCUGUGUCAGUGUGUGCGCGUGUACAUGUAAUGUACGUAAUGCCAGUUAGGGGUGGAGACGUGCACGUGGUGUAACGGUAUGAUUCUUUUUCGCUGUCACGUACCCUGGGGAAUCGGGAUGAUGCCGAUCGGGAGUCCCAGGUUCUGAGCGUACGAAAUGUGCUUAUCCGGUGCGAGGAAAGCUGGACGAUCGAGAUGCUUGAAACUAA
Molecule: messenger RNA, 1575 nt
Organism: Triticum urartu
Lineage: Eukaryota; Viridiplantae; Streptophyta; Magnoliopsida; Poales; Poaceae
Product: S-type anion channel SLAH1
Biological process (GO): transmembrane transport; intracellular monoatomic ion homeostasis
Cellular component (GO): membrane
Molecular function (GO): voltage-gated monoatomic anion channel activity
Source: RefSeq, a predicted model, not a curated record